Messenger RNA from Exserohilum turcica Et28A, 1662 nucleotides. RefSeq lists its product as uncharacterized. The record is from RefSeq and is a predicted model, not a curated record. Gene Ontology annotation, molecular function: FAD binding. The transcript has 2 exons. NCBI's taxonomy places the organism in Eukaryota, Fungi, Ascomycota, Dothideomycetes, Pleosporales, Pleosporaceae. The coding region runs from base 1 to 1662 and encodes 553 amino acids.
AUGGCACUCUCAUGGGUCGCAUAUACCUGCAUCGCCAUCCUACUCGCUUCAGUGUAUGUUCGGAAGCGCUUGAGCAAAUACACAUCCCAAAUCGAGCGUGAUGCGCACGUUGAAAAGCCAGGUCGUUUGAGAAACGACGAUGGAUUGAGUACAUCUGCCCGCCAGCUAAGGGCCAGACUCGCCGCAACGGUCCCGCAUAUUGUCAUCACGCCAGACAAUCCCAGAGAAUUUGAAUCGUCAAUGAAUGCGUACUGGGAUGAGAAAGCAUGUCAAGUCCAGCCGUCAUGUGUGGUGCGGCCGCGCAAUGUAUGGGAGUUGGCGCAAGCUGUCAAGAUACUGAAGCAAGAGUUUGAUCUACGGACCGCGCGAUGCAGAGGCUCCAACGAGGAUGUAGAGCCUGUUUUUGCGAUUCGCGGAGGAGGCCAUUCCCCGGUUGCUGGCGCAUCUAGUAUCAGGGGCGGGGUACUGGUCGAUCUCAGCCGUUUUAACAAGGUCGUGCUUUCAGACGACAAGAAGAGUGUUGCAAUGGGCGCAGGGUGCCGAUGGAUCGAUGUCUAUGCGACUCUAGAAAAAGAUGGUCUUGCGGUUCUGGGCGGACGGAACUCUGUCGUUGGUGUAGCUGGCCUCACGCUCGGCGGAGGUAUUUCUUUUUUCUCGCCAAAGUAUGGGUUCGUCUGCAACAGCGUCAUCGAGUAUGAAGUUGUUCUCGCAGAUGGGUCCAUUGUCGCGGCCUCCGAGCAGAACAAUACUGCUCUUUGGCGUGCGCUUAAAGGCGGAGGGAAUAACUUUGGCAUCGUAACACGUUUCACUGCUCGCACUUUUGCCGGCGCACAUGUAUGGAGCGGCUUUGCGUACUACGCGCCUUGGAAAGCGGAAAAUAUUCUCUCUGCAUUUCAAGCCGUCGAUGCACGACUGCCCUCGGGCGAGCUGGACCGCCGUUUUGAUCCUCAUGCCGCCGGACCGUUGACGUGUUUCUCCUAUCUCCAGGCUGUUGGCAUCCAAGCCAUAACAGUCCACUUCGCGCAGACAGCACUUGAGCUGAAGAAUGAGAAGUGGCCAGACAGUUGGCUCACUUCAUUCUUCGGCAGACGUGUAUGGAGUACGUGCAAAAUGCAGACUUUGAGCAGUGCGACAGAUGAACUGAGUGCCUUGGAUCCGCGCCAACGCCGUCAGGAGUUCGCUACAACAACGGUCAAAAACGACAUGGAAACUUUGAGGGCCGCACAUACGGCAUACCGCGAUGCAAUCAAGACGAUUCGAAAGCACAAUAUCAAAGAUAUGAGCUGGACGCUUGUAUUUCAGCCUUUACUGCCAGCAUGGGUGUGCAUGGGCGACAGUGACGUAAUGGGGCUCAACGACAGCGACGACAAAGAUGCUCUGGUCAUUGUCAGUUUCACGGUGCACUGGGCGUUGGAAAAAGACGACCAGCUGGUGCUGGAUAUCACGAGAGAUGCUAUUGAGCAGAUUGAUGCGUAUGCGCUGGAGAAGGGAACGCAGCAUAGGUACCGCUACUUGAAUUACUGCGCAAAGUGGCAGAAGCCAUUUGAGGGGUAUGGGGAAGGGAAUUUGGAGUUUUUGAGAGAGGUCAGCGCAGAUGUUGAUCCCGAGGGGUUGUUUCAGAGAGGAUGUACUGGGGGGUUUAAACUCGGGAUAUCAAGCUAG